Panthera uncia (snow leopard) is the source of this 1424-nucleotide messenger RNA. It is a transcript of the gene SOX2, whose product is annotated as SRY-box transcription factor 2. The transcript has a single exon. Gene Ontology annotation, biological process: anatomical structure morphogenesis; regulation of DNA-templated transcription; cell differentiation. Gene Ontology annotation, molecular function: DNA-binding transcription factor activity, RNA polymerase II-specific; RNA polymerase II cis-regulatory region sequence-specific DNA binding. The coding region runs from base 191 to 1156 and encodes 321 amino acids. The record is from RefSeq and is a predicted model, not a curated record. Lineage: Eukaryota; Metazoa; Chordata; Mammalia; Carnivora; Felidae.
CCAGUUUGCUUCUCUCUCUCUUUUCUUCCCCCAAAUUAUUCUUCGCCUGAUUUUUCUCGCGGAGCCCUGCGCUCCCGACACCCCCGCCCGCCUCCCCUCCUCCUCUCCCCCCGCCCGCGGGCCCCCCAAAGUCCCGGCCGGGCCGAGGGUCGGCGGCCGCCGGCGGGCCGGGCCCGCGCACAGCGCCCGCAUGUACAACAUGAUGGAGACGGAGCUGAAGCCGCCGGGCCCGCAGCAAACUUCGGGGGGCGGCGGCGGCGGCGGCGGCGGCAACUCCACCGCGGCAGCGGCGGGCGGCAACCAGAAGAACAGCCCGGACCGCGUCAAGCGGCCCAUGAACGCCUUCAUGGUGUGGUCCCGCGGGCAGCGGCGCAAGAUGGCCCAGGAGAACCCCAAGAUGCACAACUCGGAGAUCAGCAAGCGCCUGGGCGCCGAGUGGAAACUUUUGUCGGAGACGGAGAAGCGGCCGUUCAUCGACGAGGCCAAGCGGCUGCGAGCGCUGCACAUGAAGGAGCACCCGGAUUAUAAAUACCGGCCCCGGCGGAAAACCAAGACGCUCAUGAAGAAGGAUAAGUACACACUGCCCGGCGGGCUGCUGGCUCCGGGCGGCAACAGCAUGGCGAGCGGGGUCGGGGUGGGCGCCGGCCUGGGCGCGGGCGUGAACCAGCGCAUGGACAGCUACGCGCACAUGAACGGCUGGAGCAACGGCAGCUACAGCAUGAUGCAGGACCAGCUGGGCUACCCGCAGCACCCGGGCCUCAACGCGCACGGCGCCGCGCAGAUGCAGCCCAUGCACCGCUACGACGUGAGCGCCCUGCAGUACAACUCCAUGACCAGCUCGCAGACCUACAUGAACGGCUCGCCCACCUACAGCAUGUCCUACUCGCAGCAGGGCACUCCUGGCAUGGCGCUUGGCUCCAUGGGCUCGGUGGUCAAGUCCGAGGCCAGCUCCAGCCCCCCCGUGGUUACCUCUUCCUCCCACUCCAGGGCGCCUUGCCAGGCCGGGGACCUCCGGGACAUGAUCAGCAUGUACCUCCCCGGCGCCGAGGUGCCGGAGCCCGCCGCCCCCAGCAGACUUCACAUGUCCCAGCACUACCAGAGCGGCCCGGUGCCCGGCACGGCCAUUAACGGCACACUGCCCCUCUCGCACAUGUGAGGGCUGGACAGUGAACUAGAGGGGGGGGGGAGGAAUUUUCAAAGAAGAACGAGGGAAAUGGGAGGAGAGUAAGAAACAGCAUGGAGAAAAAAAAACCCGGUACGCUCAAAAAAAAAAAAAAAAAAAGUCAUCACCCGCAGCAAAUGACAGCUGCAAAAGAGAACACCAAUCCCAUCCACACUCACGCAAAAACCGCGAUGCCGACGAGAAAACUUUUAUGAGAGAUCCUGGACUUCUUUUUGGGGGACUAUUUUUGUACAGAGGAAAC